Nannospalax galili (Upper Galilee mountains blind mole rat) is the source of this 2231-nucleotide messenger RNA. RefSeq names its product zinc finger protein 365 (gene Znf365). The transcript has 5 exons. Gene Ontology annotation, biological process: regulation of neuron projection development; telomere maintenance; regulation of DNA strand resection involved in replication fork processing. The record is from RefSeq and is a predicted model, not a curated record. The coding region runs from base 157 to 1380 and encodes 407 amino acids. Lineage: Eukaryota; Metazoa; Chordata; Mammalia; Rodentia; Spalacidae. Gene Ontology annotation, cellular component: centriolar satellite.
UGGCCGGCCACGCUCCGCCCCGCUCUCCGCUCGUCCCGGGUGGGAGCCGGCCCGGCUCAGCCUGAUUUACGGCUCUGCUGAAAACCGCCCGCUCGGCUCCCGCAGCAUCAGCACCAGCGGCUGCAGCGGCAGCAACAAGUCGGGACUUUCAGAGUGAUGCAACAGAAGGCAUUUGAGGAAAGCAGAUAUCCCUGGCAGGAGUCCUUGGAGAAUGUCGCUGUGUGCCUGCCACUCCGCUGCCCGAGGUGUGGAGACCAUACCAGAUUUAGAAGCUUGUCGUCCUUGAGGGCCCAUCUGGAAUUCAGUCACAGCUAUGAGGAGAGAACCCUCCUGACAAAAUGCAGCCUCUUGCCACCUCUCAAAGACACAGAGCUGGUCAGUUCCUCAGAACUCCUGAAACGGGGAAAACUGAGGGGCCACGCGAAGGUGACCAAGCAGAAGCCCAGCUAUGUUAACUUGUACAGCAUCUCCCAUGAACUCGCCAAGGACCGGAAGCCAUUUGAGGUUGUGGCAGAGAGGCCGGUGUCUUAUGUGCAGACCUACACUGCCGUGGACAUUCGGGCAGACUCGCUGGAUGCUCCCCGGUCGAGCCCUGGACUCCCCACCUCGGACCCCAAAGCUGCUUUCGAGGCCCACGUCCGAGAAAAGUUCAACCGCAUGGUGGAGGCUGUGGACAGAACCAUUGAGAGGAGAAUUGAUAAACUCAGCAAAGAGUUGGCCCGGAAGACGGCUGAACUGUUGGAAGUUCGGGCAGCCUUUGUGCAGCUGACCCAGAAAAAGCAGGAGGUUCAGAGAAGGGAGCGAGCCCUCAACAGACAGGUGGAUGUGGCGGUGGAAAUGAUCGCCGCGCUGAAGCAGCGCCUGACCGAAUCGGAGGAGGAGCUUUUCAGGAAAGAGGAAGAAGUUGUUACGUUCAACCAUUUCCUGGAAGCAGCUGCUGAGAAGGAGGUUCAAGGGAAAGCAAGGCUCCAGGACUUUAUUGAGAAUCUACUGCAACGGGUAGAGUUGGCAGAAAAGCAGUUGGAGUAUUAUCAAAGCCAGCAGGCCUCUGGCUUCAGCCGUGAUGUCAGCGAGUACAUGCUUACAGAUAUCUCGUCAAAUAGGAAACCCAGAUACCUAAGCCGAGGGCACCCACAUUCUGUGUGUAACCACCCUGAGCUGAAGGCCCAUUUCCAUCUAAAGGGAAGGAACUACCUGAAGAAAGCCAGGGAUGAGAGAGCCGGUGUGCCGCCCACCAGGAUCAUUCAUGAACAGGCCGAGUUUUCAAGAGAACUCUGCAGACCAGCCAAGAAAGGGGAGCUCGUCAGUUUCAGCCGCAAAGGCAACCUCAGGCCCAAAAUGGCCAAAAAGAAGCCUACAGCAAUUGUGAACAUCAUCUAGAGGGUGGGUGGAGCUGGGGCAUCACCACUGGGCUUUGAGGAGUAUUGUACUGGGGAUCACAGCGUUGUCCUUUUGGACUGGUCCCCCUUAGGAAGACUCUAGAAAAGCAGAGAAUGUAACAUGUAUGCACACUUCGAUUAACCAGAACUUGACAGAGGAGAUUCCCAGUGAGCCAGUUUAAUGUCCCCCUCCUUUAGGUCCAAGAGAGGCGAAUUAUAGCAAAAAAAAAAAAAAAAGUAAUUCAGGCAGUCAUGCUACAGUUCUGUUAAACAGGAAUCUCCGACUUCUAAAGUAAUUCGCCCAGUCUCCAGCAUCCUGGCACAUGGGCUUCUGUGCCGUGGCCAUUAAGCAUUAGGCCACACAAGAUGCCAAGCUCUGGGAGAGACCUCCAGCAUCCACUGCUCUAUGAAUUAUGAGGCAUGGAAUGCAACUGUACAGUUCUGAUUUUUCGUUGGUGUUUUGAGACAGGGUCUUGCUAUGUUGCAUAGCACCUGCUGGCCUGGAACUCACUGUGUAGACCAGGUUGGCUUUGAACUUGCAGUGAUCCUCCUGCCUCUGCCUCCCAAGUGCUGGGAUUAUAGGUGUGCGCUGUGACACCCAGCUGGGAGUGUGAAGUUCUGUUGAUAGCAGUGAAGUCUUUUUUGUGUUUAACCUUUGGUACAUUUGAAAGUCUGCAAAAUAGAGGUUCCUGUUACCCCUGAGCAUCUGGUUAAUUGACUUGAUCUUUGGAUGGCUUAAGGGACUUAUUCAGUCAGACUCAGCUGUCAUCUUGCCAGAUUGCUUUUUGGUUUGUUUGGUUUAGACUCUGGGUCCUUGAGUGCAUGUUUACUCAGAUUCGGGUGCACCCAAGC